AACCUCUUGCCACACUCUGCUCUCCUCAUGACCUGGUGUGAACUUUGAGGUCUUAGUCUUGUCUGCCUCCCAGUGGACCACAUUUGCUUUGGUCCAUGGCCCCCUUCCUCCGGGCAUCUACCUGGACUCAAGUCCUCCUGGGAGGUUCUCUCUGGAUAUCUGUUCUCUGGGUACUGUUGUGCCCUGUCUGUUGUUCCCAGGGCCCACCCAAAUGGCGCUUUACUACCUCUGAAGUUGUGAUCCCCAGGAAGGUUCCCCAAAGAAUGGGUGGAAGUGAUAGGCCAGACCAGCUCGCCUAUAGCAUGCACUUCAGAGGACAAAGACACGUGGUCCACAUGAAACUCAAGAAGAACAUGAUUCCUGAAAAUCUUCCUGUAUACACUACUAAUGAUCAAGGAGCAGAGCAGGAGGACUACCCAUUUGUUCCUCGAGACUGUUACUUCUACAGCUACCUGGAAGGGGUCCCUGGGUCCCUCGCUACACUAGAUACCUGCAAUGGAGGUCUGAAUGGCAUGCUACAGGUGGAUGACUUCACUUAUGAAAUCAAACCAUUGGCAUCUUCUUCCAAAUUUGAGCAUGUUAUUUCUCUGCUUGUGGUAGAAGGGUUUCGUAAGUCUAAAAAGUGUACCAAUGAAGAGAAUGUGGUGGAGGCAGAUGAAUUCCUUAAAGAGAUGGAACUUACUGGAAGUCCCAGAGCAGCUCCGGUGUAUUUGUGGCGUGUGCAUAUGAGAUUAGUAAGAAUGUACUACACGAUAACUAUUGAAGUAACCAGACACAUCCGGAACUACACCGCCUCACUUGAGUUAAUACUGAUUAUGAACAACAUAGCACACAGCAUUUAUAAACAAGCCGGCUUAACUGUCUAUCCCUAUAUUAUACAAAUUUGGGAAACUCAUAAUGGACUGGAUAUAAACCAGUGGCAAAAUAAUCCUCAACAACUUAUGUCACAGUUUGGCUCUUACAAAAAUACCGAAUACGAGGGGAGGAAUGAUAUGCAACCCACCACGUAUGCCCUUUUAGCAGGAAUAAAGUACGGCGGUUUAGAUUACGCAGUCCUGCAGAAUAGAGCGUGCUCAAGAACUAAAGGAGUAAUCAUUGUAUAUGUGACAGCCUCGCAUAGAUUUCUGAGUGCAACUCUUUUGUGUCAUGCACUAGGUCACAGUCUGGGUUUACACCAUGAUACACCGGGCUGUGUUUGUUUCAGAAGAAGCAGUUGUGUCAUGAAUGAAUUUCCUGCUCUAAUGGAUAUGAUGAGCAAUUGUUCCCAGGCUGACCUACACAAUAUAGUUAGUAAAGUCGAAAAUUGCCUGACUUACCCUCGUGCUCAAUAUUAUACAGAACGAUAUGAAGUUCCUCGCUGUGGAGAUAACAAGGUGAGUGACAGUGAGCAAUGUGACUGCGGCUCCUUGAAAGAGUGCGUCAAUAACAGCUGUUGUACAACCAAUUGUCGCUUUACUCCGGGAAGUAGUUGUGAUGCAGGACGUUGCUGUCAGCAAUGUUCAUUUGCACCCGCUGGAACUAUGUGCAGAGACAAACUUGGUAUUUGUGAUCUGCCAGAAUACUGUGAUGGAAACACAAAGAAUUGCCCCGAAAAUUUUUACAUCCAGGAUGGAACUCCCUGCUCACCACUAGCAGUUUGCAUGUCAGGAAAUUGCAGUGACCGUAAUUUGCAGUGUCAAGCUCUUUUUGGAUACCAAGUAAAGGAUGCAAAACCAGCAUGCUACAGACAGUUAAAUACGAAAGGUGACCGAUUUGGAAACUGUGGGGAGAAGUUGGUUCGAAUAGGAAGCAGAUUGCAUGCAUGUGAAGAUGACGAUAUUUAUUGUGGACUGCUGCAUUGUGAUGGUGUCAUUCGUGUACCUGGUGGAGGUGAGCACACCACAUUUCAUCACAUAAGGAUACAAGACAUUCAGGAAGAAUACUGCUUUGGGUAUGAUGUACACCAUGGGACAGGUGUUCCAAAUAUGGGGCUUGUAGUGGAUGGUGCAACCUGUGGCCCAGGGAAAUACUGUAGAGCACAAUCUUGUGUUUUUCAUCAAAACUUGAAUUUCACAUGCGACGUCGCUAACUGUAAUCACAGAGGGGUGUGUAACAACAGAGGCCAUUGUCACUGUGUGCAUGGUUGGCAACCACCAAACUGUGAAGAAGAAGGUUCAGGUGGUAGUGUAGACAGUGGCCCUGUGCCUACCUCUGAGGAAAUGCUUCGAGCCAAAAUACGUGUGAAUAUAAACAAGAUACUAGUUGUUUUGUGUACUCGUAUGAUUCUUGUUUUGGCUUCACUUAUUUUUGGUGGAAUUUCAAAAGCAGUAAUUUUUCUGGACAGCAGACGGAGAGCUCCUCGUGAAUGAUCAUUGAUUUCAUCCCAUACUAACUGGAGUCACACAACGAACAAAAUCCUUGUUAAAUACUACAAGAAAUUGUCAAUGAUUUCCCCUGAUAGCCAUGUAACCAUUCACAAAUCUGAGGUUUUCAUCUUGAAAUAAAAUUACGGGGGAAUUAUAA
Molecule: messenger RNA, 2502 nt
Organism: Peromyscus leucopus (white-footed mouse)
Lineage: Eukaryota; Metazoa; Chordata; Mammalia; Rodentia; Cricetidae
Product: disintegrin and metalloproteinase domain-containing protein 20-like
Exons: 1
Coding region: 96-2348 (750 amino acids)
Biological process (GO): proteolysis; male gonad development
Cellular component (GO): sperm head plasma membrane; plasma membrane; external side of plasma membrane
Molecular function (GO): metalloendopeptidase activity
Source: RefSeq, a predicted model, not a curated record